AUGACUGCUGGGAAGUUUGAUUUAUCCAAUAUCGUCAGACCUAAGAUCUACAAUUUGGAACCAUAUCGUUGUGCUCGUGAUGAUUUUACGGAAGGUAUUCUAUUAGAUGCCAACGAAAAUGCUCAUGGUCCUUCAAUAACUAUUAGUACUGGGUUCGAAGACUUGCAUAGAUAUCCAGAUCCACAUCAAGUUAAAUUUAAAUCCCUAAUGGCCCAAUUUCGUAAUAAAAACUCUAAAUUGAGUGUUGAACCUUUGCUAACUAGUGAUAAUUUAUGUUUAGGUGUUGGCAGUGAUGAAUCUGUAGACGCACUUAUCCGUGCUUGUUGUAUUCCAGGAAAACAAAAAAUAUUGAUUAAUCCACCAACUUAUGGCAUGUAUUCUAUCUGUGCCGCUAUAAACGAUGUGGGGGUAGUUAAAAUUCCAUUAACUUACGAAGACAAUACUUUCCAAUUAAAUGUAGAAAAAAUAUUGGACACGUUGAGAAGUGAUCAAGAUAUUAAAUUGGUUUUUAUUACGUCUCCUGGUAAUCCAACUGGCCAGUAUAUUAACUUGGCUGAUAUAGAAAGGAUUUGUAGUUCUUGGUUAAAUGGUAUUGUUGUUGUCGAUGAAGCCUAUAUUGAUUUCGGUGGUGAAAGUGCUUCUCCAUUGGUUAACAAAUACCCAAAUUUAGCUGUAUUUCAAACCGUAUCUAAAUCAUUUGGUUUAGCUGGUAUUCGUAUAGGCAUAACUUUUGCUUCUAAAGAGUUAAGUUCCGUCUUAAAUGCUAUGAAGGCGCCAUAUAAUAUAUCAACUAUGGCCUCUCAACUAGGUGUCAAUGCGUUAAGCGAUAAAAGCAUUCAAAUAAUGCAAGAAAAUGCUACCAAAAUUAAUAAGGAGAAAUUCCGUGUUUUAAAAGAGUUAACGUCCUUGGAUUGUGUAGAAGAUCAACAAAUAGGUGGUUUAGACGCAAAUUUUAUCAUGAUAAGAAUGAAAAAUCGUGAUAUCGCUAAACAAGUUUAUUUGAAUUUAGCAACAAAGGCAAAAGUUGUUGUCAGAUAUAGAGGUACCGAAUUGGGUUGUGCUGGUGGUUUAAGAAUUACUAUUGGUACAAAGGAAGAAAAUGAUCGAUUGAUUAAAGAAUUUAAAAACAUAACAGACCAGUUGUUAAAGUAG
Molecule: messenger RNA, 1152 nt
Organism: Saccharomycodes ludwigii
Lineage: Eukaryota; Fungi; Ascomycota; Saccharomycetes; Saccharomycodales; Saccharomycodaceae
Gene: HIS5
Product: histidinol-phosphate transaminase
Exons: 1
Coding region: 1-1152 (383 amino acids)
Biological process (GO): L-histidine biosynthetic process
Molecular function (GO): L-histidinol-phosphate:2-oxoglutarate transaminase activity; pyridoxal phosphate binding
Source: RefSeq, a predicted model, not a curated record